AUAACUAUUAAAUAAAUAAUAACAAAAUAAUAAUAAUUGUUUGGCAAACAUAAUGUUAAUGAGAGUGUUUGGCGGUUAUAAUAGACUACUUCACGCCUAUCCUCUCAUUACGCAAUGCACGACAACCGGUGUCCUAUUGGCCGCCGGCGAUGUCAUCGCCCAGAAAGGGGUUGAAAAACAAGAACAAUGGAAUUGGAAGCGAACGGCAAAGUUCGGUGCCUUUGGACUGCUAUUUAUUGGACCUGUCAUCAGAAAUUGGUUGGUAUUCUUGGAGCGUGCGUUCGGCGAGACCGGUAAGUGGACACCGAUUAAGAAAGUCCUGGCCGAUCAGCUAUGCUUUAAUCCGGUCCUACAAUUUACGGCACUACCGGUGUUGGGCGUAAUGAAUGGCGAAACAAUGGCACAGAUCAGGGCCAACAUCGAGAAAAACUAUGUCGACAUUAUGAUAGCCGCGUGGAAAUUGUGGCCAUUUGUUGCUUUGUUUAACUUUUAUUUGGUUCCACUUAACUAUAGACUACCGGUGGUUGCAUUGGUUUCAUUAGUCUGGAAUAUAUACUAUACGUGGAAAUUGGGGGAAAAAGGGGAACAAAAACAUAACUAAUUAUAUUUAUAUACCAUAUAUAUAUAACAGUCUAUUUACAGUAUAUAUAUUUUUUUGUUUAUUAAAUAUCAGAUUUUAUAUAUUUAAAAAAAAAUA
Oppia nitens is the source of this 697-nucleotide messenger RNA. RefSeq names its product protein Mpv17-like. NCBI's taxonomy places the organism in Eukaryota, Metazoa, Arthropoda, Arachnida, Sarcoptiformes, Oppiidae. The record is from RefSeq and is a predicted model, not a curated record. The transcript has 5 exons. Bases 53 to 601 code for a protein of 182 amino acids. Gene Ontology annotation, cellular component: cytoplasm; membrane.